UUUAGAAAUGAAAAAGCUUGAUGCUGAGAGAAUGGCUAUCAAACUAGACCGUGACCAAAGGGAGAGGGACUGGGCUGAUCUAAAUAAUUCUAUACAGGAGCUUGACUUGCAAAGGCAGAAACUGCGAGAACAGAGGGAAUUGUUGCAUGCUGAUAGAAAAAGGAUUAAUGCUGAGACUGAAGAACUGAGAAAAUUGGGGGAUUUAAAAGCUGCAUUAGACGAUUUGAUUGCGGCUCAAGUGCAGCAUUCGACCCUUCAGAGUAGCCAGAAAAAGAUCUCUGCCCAAAGGAAUUUGACAGAACCAGCUGGAGCUUCUCCAAAUUUUACUGUUACUGACAAUGGCAAUGGCAUUAGCUCUCCAAUGCCACAGCCAGGUGGAUCUUCUCCCCUUAGCAGUGCUCGUUUCUCAUGGAUCAGACGAUGCAGCGAAUUGAUAUUCAAACAUUCCACUGAAAAGAACCAGAUUCAGCAUGAAGAAAGGCCUUGGUCAUCUGAUGUUGAAAAUGCAGGCUUGACCAUGGCUAGAAAGUUAGAUUCAUCGGAUGGAUCUGUUGGGAACAAGUACGAUGGAAAUGGGAGGCAGACUAUUAGCUCUAAUGGAGAACCAAAAGUAAUGGAGGAAAUGGCCUGUGAAGGUGAGGUGGUGAAAGGAAUGCAAGAUUUGGAAUCUGAAAUCAAGGAAAAUUACCCCAAAAAGUCAUACAUAGUUUCUGAAGAAGGGCUCCAGGCAACAAGGAAAAGAAGAGCUGAUCACCUUCCUUAUGAACUGGUUGAUCCAUCACUACAAGAUAGGUUGGACACUAGCAAGAAAAGGAAGCAAGAGAAAGAUUCCCUGUUAAAUUCAUCAGAAGUGCCAUCUGAAAAGACUGACGGUGAUGGCUUCUCUGAUCUAGAAAAUAUAGAACAAUUGCAGGAAUUUGUUGGGGAAGAAUUGCAGGAGAUUUCUUGUGCUGGAGGAACAUAUGGUCAAGCAAAUGCUAUACAGGGGGUGAAUGAUGAAUCUGGGGAACUUGAAAUGGUGCAAGGAGCAGCACAUUUCCAAAAUGUUUUUCAAGUUUCUGAGCACAGUAAGUCACUGGAAGCCACAAUCACAACCACAACAGAAAGAAUUGCAAUGGAACUCGAAGAAGAUGUUGCUGCUAAGCAAGAUGUCAUUGAGAAAAUUGGAGGAAGGAGAAGAUCAAAACCGAAGUUGUAAUAAUAUUCCUUCUUUUCUGCUGUUGUACUUAAUUCACUGCCAUUUUGUAUGGGUUGCUCUAAGGUACUUUUUCUCCCUGAGCAUAAUCUUGUGUGAAUUAUGGAUUAUGACAGACCUGAUUGUGAAAUAUUCUUCAACCCACUUCUUUCUGGUGUCUUGCAGUUGCAGGAUACUGAAUGUUACUAAUAUUUGCUUGGGAUGGGAGGGUUCAGCUCCCCUUGGAGUUGCCCUUAGGUGGGUGGGUCAGCUAACACAGGCAUGGUUUGGAACCUGUAUAUGCUUGUCCAUACCAUUUAUUUGUUUUUUAUUCGUGCUAUGCAUAUAGAUGGGUUGUGUCUUUAGCUUGGUAGGAUGAUUUGAUGGCUUGUAGGAGAGAUGUAACUUGUGGUUUAUGGCUAAUAUGGUAAAAGAAAACGUGUAGUGUUUCUCUAUGUAACUGAGGCAUGACUAAUUUGAAGGCGUCGGGACUGAUCUAGAUCAGUUGAUAUUUCUGAACAAGGAUGUGUUCAUAAUUUGAGUUCAUAUCUUUGUACCUCCUGGGAAGUUGGGAAUUGAAUCUUUUGCGGUCUUGGUAGAGCUAGAGACGAUGAAUUCAACCCUGAAAAUUAAAGUAAUGCCUUUUAG
Messenger RNA from Rubroshorea leprosula, 1822 nucleotides. NCBI's taxonomy places the organism in Eukaryota, Viridiplantae, Streptophyta, Magnoliopsida, Malvales, Dipterocarpaceae. The record is from the annotation of a GenBank genome assembly.